Messenger RNA from Pecten maximus, 523 nucleotides. RefSeq names its product temptin-like. The transcript is spliced from 3 exons. Lineage: Eukaryota; Metazoa; Mollusca; Bivalvia; Pectinida; Pectinidae. The record is from RefSeq and is a predicted model, not a curated record. Bases 86 to 493 code for a protein of 135 amino acids.
UGUCGUCCUCAACUCUCGCUGCUGAUAACAUCACACACACUAAUAUAAGACUACGAUGGUCCUUUAUUCUAUCUAGUCAGCAAAAAUGAGUUCCAAAAGUGCGAUCGUGUUGGUAAUCUGCUCCCUAGGGAGUCUGGCCCUCGCUCAUCCGAGUUUCAUGGACCUGAUCCCCAACGGUCACAUGGUACCCGAUCCUUGUCCAAACACCAGCGAUUUCUGGGUUGGAGUGGGACACAACAACCGCACGGGAGGAGGUAUCGCGAAUGUGUUCGGGGCUGACUUCCUGAAGAACAACAUGACAUGGACAAGUGCAUUGUGUACAGCUGACUCUGAUAUUGACGGAAGAUCGAACGGAUUUGAACUCGGAGACCCCGACUGCAAGUGGACGCCGGGUGGUACACCAGAAACCAAAGCAGUCUCUCAUCCAGGCGUGUGUGAACCUAUGAACACUAAAACUUGUAUGGCUGUUAAUUUGAAUAUAAGGUGUAUCUAACAUGUGACGUCAUUAAAGGUAUUUCUUCAA